AAAUACAAACAUUCAUACAAUCACUUCAUUUGAUCCCAAGAUAUGACACAACAGAUGAAACACAAGAAGACAUCACUCGAGACCACAGAUGACGGCAAUGAAGACAACAAACAACAGUCACAUAUCUAUGCGAAGGACUAUUUGGAUCGAUUCGGUGAUGAUUUGUGUGCACUUCUCGUGUCGUAUCUCUCACUCGAAGAUCGGUUUCAAUGCGAAUGUGUGUCCAAACAGUUCCAGAGGACAGUCUUCGUGAGUGUUGUGGACAUCACUCUUAGCGAUGGAUUAAUUCAUAGAUUACUGAAAGAGAAAAGAAGUGAUAUUCAAAUGUUGGCCACAUUUGCCAUAAAAUGUCCAAACAUUCAAACUAUUGACUGUCGAGAAGUAACCACUGAAUACGUGAAACGUGUUCCCGAAGUGUUGAAUACAUUACGACAGUAUUGCCGGCAUUUACGGCACAUUUACUGCAAUUUUUGGAAAAAUUGCGAUCAAAUAGUCCAACAGUUCGGACCACUGGUCACAACCAUUUCUAACAUGUCAUCAAAAGGCAAACAAUGGAUCAUUAAUUGCCCGAAAUUGUCUCAAUUAGACACCAAUUCGUUGUCCCGUCUCUACGACAACACUUCCGGACAAAUAUUAGCUAAAAAUUUACACAAAUUUUGGUUAUUUUGCGGUCACAAUGAGAGUAACCAACAGUUGUCUGCGUUUGUGACACACAAUCAGACCCUUAAAAGUCUUCUCAUAAGUGUUUAUUAUGACAAUAACGAGGACUUGAGUGAAAUGCUGACCCAAUUGUCACGAUUAACACAAUUACGUGAUCUGACACUCGGUUUAUAUCUACUGAAUGGCGAGAACUCAUUGUCUAAGUCUUUGCGUACAAUCGGUUUAAACUGCAAACAAUUGCAACGAUUGUCACUAUCUGUUGAAUCCGAAGCCAUAAAACUCAAUCCCCAGACAUUGGAUUCGUUGAGAUGUUAUCACAGCUUAAAACGAUUGCAUUUAACACUCGUUGGAGAAAACACACAACAGUUAUGGGAACCGUUGAAACUCUGCCACCGAUUAACACAUUUAACACUAAACCAAUCGGACAAAGAAUUUCUUUAUGGUAAUGAUAUUAAGCCUGAUUUAAAGCUAUUAAGUGACAAAUUACUGGUUAAUUGUGACAAACAUUGGCCGCGACUUCAAUACCUGUCUAUCAUAUCUGAUGAAAUCACUGGCGAGUGUUUGUCACACCUCUCAAGACUACCGGCGCUGCAAAUGCUUGUCAUUAAAUCGCGUAAAACUAAUGAUCUCUCGGAUAAUGAUUUGAAUGCUGUGUUGUCUUCGAGUCCCAAACUCAAGACAAUUGAAAUCCGUGUAAACAGAGCAUAUCAACUUAAACUCAAUGUCCAAACAUUGGAUUCGUUGAGAUAUUAUUCCCGAUUAAAACGUUUGGAUUUAACACUCAAUUCAGACAUUAAUCAGGAAGUGUUGGAACCGUUGAAACUCUGCCACCGAUUAACACAUUUAACACUCAAUAUAUGGCAAAUGAGUGAUAAAUCACUGGAUAAUUGCGAUAAACAGUGGCCAAGACUUCACUACUUGUCCAUCAAAGCUAUUAUAAUCACUCGCGAGUGUUUGUCACACAUCUCAAGACUACCGGCGCUGCAAAUGCUUGGCAUUCAAUUAUGUUUCAAAUAUCCUCUCAACAAAUAUGAUUUCAAUGAUAUGUUGUCUUCGAGUCCUAAACUCAAGACAAUUGAAAUCCGUGUAAACAAUGAGAAGAAGUUUUAUUCGAAAUAA
Medioppia subpectinata is the source of this 1779-nucleotide messenger RNA. Lineage: Eukaryota; Metazoa; Arthropoda; Arachnida; Sarcoptiformes; Oppiidae. The record is from the annotation of a GenBank genome assembly.